AUGGGGACCAUGCUAGGUUUCAUAGGUUUUUUCAUCUUGCUUAUUCUUUUGCUAAUAGGGGAAAACAUCAAUGAUAUUACAAGGAAAAGUUCUCUGCUAUUUGAUUUGCCUACAAUCAAAGAAGCCACUAAUAAUUUCUCCAGUGCAAAUAAGCUUGGAGAGGGUGGUUUUGGCACAGUUUAUAAGGGAACAUUAUCAGAUGGACAGGACAUAGCUGUAAAGAGGCUUUCAAAAAGUUCAGGGCAAGGACUAGAACAAUUAAGAAAUGAAGUGGACUUUGUUGCUCAGCUUCACCAUAAGAAUCUUGUAAGAGUGUUGGGUUAUUGCUUGGAAAUGCAAGAGCAGUUGCUUGUCUAUGAAUACAUCCAGAAUAAGAGCCUUGACACAUUUAUAUUUGAUGCAGCCAAAAGUGAACAACUAAACUGGGAACAACGGCACAACAUCAUUCAAGGGAUUGCUAGGGGACUAUUGUAUCUUCAUGAAGAUUCUAGAGUACGAAUUAUUCAUCGAGAUCUGAAAGCUAGCAACAUUUUGUUAGAUGCAAGCAUGAAUCCCAAGAUUGCAGACUUUGGAUUGGCAAGACUUUUUGGUGGAGACCAUACUGAAAGCAAGACAACUAAAGUUGUAGGAACAUAUGGAUAUAUGGCACCAGAGUAUGCUAUACAUGGGAGUAUUUCCCUUAAGUCAGAUGUUUUUAGUUUUGGUGUAUUAGUUUUGGAAAUUGUCAGCGGAAGAAGGAACAAUAGUUUCUAUGACCCUGGAAAUGUGAUGAAUCUUCUAAGCUAUGUAAGUACUACAAAAUUCACAUUUACAUUUUCUACUAUGAUAUAUGUCUAGAGAUGACUACGCCAUAUUCUAACAGACUUUUACCAGGCAUGGCAAUGUUGGACCAAUGAGACAGCACUGAAAUUAGUUGAUCCAAGCAUGGCUGAAAAUUAUUCAAUCCACGAAAUCUUGAGAUGCAUCAACAUUGGGUUGUUAUCUGUACAGGAAAAUCCAAGUGACAGGCCAAACAUGUUAUCAGUUUUUUUGAUGCUCAACCGGUACAAAAUGAAACUCCAAACUCCCUCACAGCCUGCAUUUUUUUAUGCAAAUGCCAUGACAGAGUCAUAUGGACUUGUUGAAGAUGCCGGUCCAUGUAGAGGUAAACAUGAGCAGUCUACAAGUACAUCGACUCUAUUCUCUUCAAAUGAGGCAUCAAUUACCGAACUAAACCCUCGUUAGGGGGAGAAACAACUGUACUAGUAAAUGUUUGUAUUCCAUCAGCCUGCCUUUCAAAUCUAGAUGGCUGGUUGCUUUUGUAGUUUUGGAAUUAUAUAUGGACUUCACAAAUUACAUAUAGAUAGUUUGAUAUGUUUGAUGUGUAAGCAAGGUAAUCAAAAAUACCUUAUUAUACAUGAUGAGACAAUAAUUGUACAAUAUAUUCUUUUCCUUUCCCUAUGUUAACUAGAUAUUUACAUCAGAAAGAAAAAGUUUAACCAGAUAUUGGCCUUCAUUAUUCCUAAAGAGUUCUAUAUACAUUUCAAAUCAUAAGUUCCAAGGGACAUCUUUCAAAGUUAUGAUUAUUACAUAUUUUGCUAUUUUUUGGGGGCCAAGGC
Phoenix dactylifera (date palm) is the source of this 1598-nucleotide messenger RNA. Lineage: Eukaryota; Viridiplantae; Streptophyta; Magnoliopsida; Arecales; Arecaceae. The record is from RefSeq and is a predicted model, not a curated record.